AUGUCGCACGCAGAAAAUAAAUUGCCUGAAUUUAAAAGCCUUGUCAAAGGCAGCCAUGAGACUUGUGAAGCCUAUUAUGCCUGUCUAACUACCAACGAGUUUGGUUCAACAUAUCUGGAUCCAGUGAAAUGCAAGGCCAAAAACUUUGAUCCAAGAAAAGCAACUAAAGAACAAGAAGAAAGAAUCCUUUUAAUUGUGGAAAGAUUUAACAAAAUCAAAGAAGAAAAAGGAUUUCGUGUUGCACAGGAAGAAUUGGGUGCUGCUCUAGUCUACUCUAAUACUUUACCGAAGCCAAUCCUUAAACCAGAUCCAGAAGUUACACGCUCGGAUAAUCCUUCAAUUGACAAAGCGAUUCAACUCAUUGGCCAUAAAAUCAAAUUUUACGAUACCGAUUUUAAGGUUAUUGCAGUCAAAAUAACUAAAGAUGGUAUUUUUUUAGAUGUAGAAGAAAAUGUAGAGGGAGAAUUGAUUCAACAUGAAAUUGGUUAUGAAAAUGAUGUAGUUCCCUUAUGA
Molecule: messenger RNA, 513 nt
Organism: Rhizophagus irregularis DAOM 181602=DAOM 197198
Lineage: Eukaryota; Fungi; Glomeromycota; Glomeromycetes; Glomerales; Glomeraceae
Source: RefSeq, a predicted model, not a curated record